AUUCUGGAUGGAAAAUCAAUAUUUCAUUUCAGAUGUGAUUUCAAAUGGUUCUAAUGUCAUUACUCACAUUGGGUAAUACCCAUGGAAUUGUACUGAGUUUGAGUUUACAUCUCCAGGGAAAAGAUUGGACAGGAAAGAUUAGGCAACAGUAGUUUGCCUCGGGAUAAUGUUGCAUAACUGAAAUUGUUGAUCAGGCUAGUUGCUUUGGAUACCUGGAAAGGUUUAACAUUGACUACUGCUUGACUGUGUUUUUAUUUUUUAUUUCUGUUUUUUGUUGCAUGAAAGGCACCUUGAAAUUUUUCCACAGUUGUACUUCGUGAGGUAGCUAACCAACAUAUCUUGCCACUUUUUUGAAUAUAUUCAUCUAAAGCAGUACAUUUUGAGUGUGUAGGUGAGUCCAGGACCUGAGCCUGGAUGAUAAUAUGGGAGGUUUCAACUUUGUGGCAUUCUGUCCUUUGUUUGUGGCAGAAAUGUGCUAAAGUGUUCUUUUUCCCUUUUUCAGUCAAAUGCACUCGGGUUGUGAAUGUGUUUCUUAGUGCUUGCUUCAUUUUAGGCUGGGGAUUGUCUAAAUUGACAAAGGUUAAUUAAGGACAAAAGUUGUGGGGUGGGACACAGUGACAUGCUGGGAACAGUUUCAGUUUGGGCACAAUGUGUGAACGACAGGCUGGGGACAAUGUUAAGCUGUAGAUUUUGUUGGUCCAGGCUUUCUCAGUUACAUUUGACCGAGUAUUUAGGAGCCAGUGAUGAAACAGGAUUGUACAGAGGUUAAAAAUCAGAAUGCUCUCCAGGAUCUGUGGUGUCUGAAUAAUCCCUCCAAACUUCAAGAACUAAUCAGUACAGAGACUGAAGACUUGAGUGAUCAGAUCAGAAAAGAUCCCUGCUGGAGACUGGCUAACAGUAUUAAAUUGCUUGUAAACAAGAUAGUAGACAACACAAGCAAGAAACGAGUAAUCAAAGAUGUAAUGGAAAAUUUACCUGUCGACGUUUUUAAAACUGCAGCAGAGUUCGAUGAUAAACCUGCAUACCGCUCCUCUGCUCAUUUCACUGUACAGUUUGAUUCUCAGCAAGAUAUGUUAUACAAUGCAGACCAGUCGUGUCGUCAUCUUGUUAAAUGGGGUUUUGAAAAAGGGCAUUCCUACUUUCAGAACAUGACGAUCAGUCAUGGAAAACUGCGAGUCAGUGAAACAGGCAGAUACUACAUCUAUGCCCAGACUUACUUCAGAUAUCAGCACAGGGCUGUAGCUGAUUAUGAGGGCUAUUCUGAAAUAUCUAAUGAGCAACAACUUGUGCAGUGUAUAUACAAGAUGACAAAUACCUAUACCUUACCAAUCCUCCUCAUGAAAAGUGUAGGAACAAAAUGCUGGGCAGCGAAUGCUGAAUAUGGUUUGAAUUCCAUCUACCAAGGAGGACUAUUUCAAUUGAAGGCUGGUGAUGAAAUAUUUGUUACUGUCUCUGAUAUAAAAUUAAUGGGUGAUGAUGUAUCAUCUAGUUACUUUGGAUCCUUUAGAUUGAGUAUGUAGGGAGAUCUCAUGAUCCUUGCUGAGAAUAAUGCUGCACAAAUCUGAUUCUAAAAUGAAAACUGGCUCAAUUUUUAAAAAAUUUUGCAAUUGGUUAAUGUGGUGGUUAACCACUGAAAUAUAUUUGUAUAAGGUUGAUGUUCUGUUGCAACAGAACAUGAGUUUAUUUCACAGAGGAAGAAAUAAACAAAGUUUUAUAAAUGUAUAUAUGUAGAAGAGAGUUACAAAGAUCUUAACUCAUACAUCAAAGUAAAGUUUCAGGUUGUUUCUCAUCAUUAUCCAUACAGAGAUUCAAUCCCAGAGAAGGAUCACACCCAAAUCAGCAUUUUAAAAAAGUUUGAUUUAACUGACUUUCCCCAGUUUCUUUCUCUUGGACUAUGGAGACAAUUUUACAAUUCUGUGACUGCUGGCAUGAACAACAAGUUCUGUCAUUGGCUCUACUGCAAUCGUUUACAGUUAUUGAAAACCCGUCUUUUGUUUCUUUACUUGUUCUAAUUCAUUUUACCUUGCACCAUCAUCCCUUUUGUCAUUGAAUCAGACAUUCUUUCUAUCCUACCGUUUUCCUUUCCUCUUGGCAUUUUCCCACACAUCUAUCCCUCAUAUCUCUGUCCAACACAAGCAAAAACAAAUUGCUGUAAAAGCCUAGCAGGUCUGGCAGCAACUGUGGAGAGAAAUCAGAGGUAAAGUUUCAGGUUGAGUGGCUUAUAUUUUUGUAUUUGCUGAACACCUGUUACAUUUCUAAUUUCUUUCAGUUCUAAUGAAGGCUAAUGAUUUGAAGUGCUAAAUGAUUCUUCUCCAUAGAUGUUGCCUGAACUUUAGAUUUGCAUUGACUACUUAUAUUAGAACAAUAUUGUAUAGCAAUGGUGUACUGUUGAAGUUAAUUCAAGGGCAAUGUCUGACAACUUAAGUCCAAGUAAAGGAAAAAAAUACAUAAAUGGCAUCCCUAAUGCACAGCUACUAAUCAAUAAUAUUGGUUUAAGCAGUGAGCCAAAUAAUUAAUUUUCACAGAUUAUGCAAGACAGUUAUAUCUUUAGAAAGAAUCAUGGUGGAGAUAGAUGACAUUUGUAACAUAGCAGUGCUGCAGUUUGUAUUUCCUUUCACUGUAAUCAGAGUCUGUAUGUCUUUCUGUCCAAAUAUAAUUUUUUUAAAAAUGGUUUAAAUGUUUAUUACUCAAUCCUGUUGCAGCAUGCCUAAGUAUCAUGGAACAAGAACAAAAAGUGUGCUGUACACAGCAAACAGGUAUCAGUAAUGCGAAAUCAAGUGUUUGAAUCUGCAGCAAUUGGAUAGACAAUUAAUCUGUUCUUUUGUAUAAUACCCGAGAAAUUAAAAUUGUGUCAUGUUUAUUUUCUGUUCAGUUACAAUACUUUAUGCUUAAAUCACAGGCACUAUGCUAUUCCCUAAAUCACACAGAGAUAUAUUUGAUUAUUAGCCAAAUGUAACCUUUAUUUUCAGAAAUAAUUAAUUAGUUGAUCUCCACCUGACCCACUGGGUGAAUGAGCUUCUCAUUGUGAAAUUGAAGCAGAGAUAGAAAUGAUUCUAAGUGUCAUCCAGGUCUGCCAUAACUUAGUUGAUUGUAAUGACAAUGGGUGUAGGGCUCAGCAGAGGGCAGCGACGAUGACGCUGAUUGGUGGUUGGGAUGAAGAUUUGAAUUGGCACAGUCACCAACAGCAGAAGGAGGACCUCCACAAGACAUCCUCCAAGUCAGAGUGAAGACAGGCAUUCAGCGACAAUGAGAACUGCAGAUGCUGGAGAAUCC
Messenger RNA from Stegostoma tigrinum, 3273 nucleotides. It is a transcript of the gene tnfsf10l, whose product is annotated as TNF superfamily member 10, like. Gene Ontology annotation, biological process: immune response. NCBI's taxonomy places the organism in Eukaryota, Metazoa, Chordata, Chondrichthyes, Orectolobiformes, Stegostomatidae. The record is from RefSeq and is a predicted model, not a curated record. The transcript has 5 exons. The coding region runs from base 744 to 1520 and encodes 258 amino acids. Gene Ontology annotation, cellular component: membrane. Gene Ontology annotation, molecular function: tumor necrosis factor receptor binding.